Cygnus atratus (black swan) is the source of this 2772-nucleotide messenger RNA. It is a transcript of the gene HTR2C, whose product is annotated as 5-hydroxytryptamine receptor 2C. The transcript is spliced from 8 exons. The coding region runs from base 1000 to 2421 and encodes 473 amino acids. Gene Ontology annotation, molecular function: G protein-coupled serotonin receptor activity; neurotransmitter receptor activity. NCBI's taxonomy places the organism in Eukaryota, Metazoa, Chordata, Aves, Anseriformes, Anatidae. Gene Ontology annotation, biological process: chemical synaptic transmission; G protein-coupled receptor signaling pathway, coupled to cyclic nucleotide second messenger. The record is from RefSeq and is a predicted model, not a curated record. Gene Ontology annotation, cellular component: plasma membrane; dendrite.
CAGCCUGAGGCUGCAACCAUCUCUACUGCUUUCCACAUCCUGAUGGACUUCAGAUGAUGUUUUCCAGGAGAGACUUAUCAGAUUUCUAUUGCUGUUGAGGUAUUCAUAAAAUAACCCAAGGCAAAGUACUGUGACAUCCCUUGUUAUGCUAAAUACCAUAUCCAAAUAGAAGGUUUUAGAAUCAAAGAGGAUUGAGAAGGGCAAGGGGAAAACUGCCCCGGAGAUGCUUCCAGAGAACGAGAUGGAUGCAAUUCAAAAGGCCUUGAGUCCCACAUCCAUCAUCUUGCAUAUAGUCACCAAGAGCUCCUUGACGCCGCUCCCACCAUAGCGAUGGUGUUGUUCUGCGAUGGCGUUGUUCUGCAUGAAAUCCCUCCUUGUCUGCCACCAUCACCGAGUCUGACUUGAGGCUGAUUUUAACGAUUGACGUGGAGAUUGUGAAUUGGAUCCUACUGUGAAACUACGCCAGAACAGAAAAUAUUAAUCAAAAUUACAUGCACACAGCCUUUUUGUCCCUGCCUCCCCUAUCUACACCCCGAUCUCUGGAAGCACUGUGCAACAUUCAAAUUGUCUUGCCAAAAUCACACAUUCACAUGGCUACCAUUACUCAGCCUUGGUGGGCUGCCACAUGUUAAGCUGCUGGGCUUCAAUGCGCAUGUGAAGGGCUCCCAAAAGAGAGAGUCUGUACAGCCACGACUUGGAAAGGGGAUGUUGUCACCUAAGGUAUCCACUUUCCAGUUUCACCAGAAUGGUGGACCUGGAAACCAGCUGGAGAUUGCAAAGUCUACUUUCCCUGAAGGUUGCUGGUCAGUGGUCACUUUCCGCUUCAUACAAGGAAACUAGAAGAGCUUCACAUUAACUUCUGUAUGGUUUGUUUCACAAUGGAAGAUCAAAUGAUUUUCUGGCUCAGGUUUUGUGAAGUUCGGCAUCUACUUUGGACCCAAAAUUUGGAAAAGGGAUCAUCUCUGAGGCAGAGUUAAGAGACAGAUUAACCAGUACCAGAUGAUGAGCACUUUAAGUAGCACUGGAAUAUUACUCAGCUUGACAACAGUGUCUGUUACACUGGAUUUUAGUUUGCAUGGUGGUCUGAUGGCUUGGUCUUUAAGCAGCAAUUUGACUCUGAAUCAGAGUUUGCCUACAUCUGAUCCUCUUAAUGCCUCUGAGAAGGGCGAAGUCUCUCGGAUGUCGGUGAGAGAGAAGAACUGGCCAGCCCUCUUGAUCUUGGUCAUCAUUCUGCUUACCAUUGGGGGGAACAUACUGGUAAUUAUGGCUGUGUCGUUGGAGAAGAAAUUGCAGAACGCCACAAACUUCUUCCUGAUGUCCUUGGCAGUGGCAGACAUGCUGGUGGGUAUCCUGGUCAUGCCCGUGUCGCUCAUUGCAGUCCUGUACGAUUAUGCUUGGCCUUUGCCUAAACAGUUGUGCCCUAUAUGGAUUUCCCUAGAUGUGCUCUUUUCAACUGCAUCUAUUAUGCAUCUCUGUGCCAUCUCUCUUGAUCGGUAUGUAGCAAUACGCAAUCCCAUUGAGCACAGCCGCUUCAAUUCCCGCACCAAGGCUAUUAUGAAAAUUGCUGCAGUUUGGACCAUAUCCAUAGGGAUAUCUAUGCCCAUUCCAGUCAUUGGUUUGCAGGAUGACUCUAGGGUAUUCAUAAAUGGGACUUGCGUCCUCAACGAUGAGAACUUCGUCCUCAUUGGAUCCUUCAUGGCAUUCUUCAUUCCUCUCAUCAUCAUGGUGAUCACGUAUUGCCUGACCGUCCAGGUGCUGCAGAGACAGGCAACAGUGUUCAUGUGUGGAGAGGUGCCCAAGCAGAGGAGAAGCAGUGUGAACUGCCUCAAGAAAGAAAACAACACAGAGAACAUUUCAAUGCUUCACAAUCAUGAGGGGGCAUCUCACUUGAACUCUCCUGUAAAUAAGGAGGCAGUGCUUUUUCGAAAAGGAACUAUGCAGUCCAUCAACAAUGAACGAAGAGCCUCCAAGGUCCUGGGCAUCGUUUUCUUUUUGUUCCUCAUCAUGUGGUGCCCCUUUUUCAUCACUAAUGUCAUGUCUGUCCUUUGCAAGGAAGCCUGCGAUAAAGACCUCUUGAGUGAACUCCUCGAUGUGUUUGUUUGGGUGGGGUAUGUUUGCUCUGGGAUUAAUCCCCUUGUAUACACACUUUUCAAUAAAACAUACCGCAGGGCUUUUUCCAAUUAUAUCCGCUGCCAAUACAAGACUGGUAAAAAAUCAGCACUGCGACAGAAUCAGUGUCUGAAUGUUGCUUCAACAGCUUUAUAUGGGAAGGAUCUGACUUUAACUAGUUAUCGAAACGGCAAUGAACUCAACAGCAUGGAACUAGAUGAAGUUGAGGAGGGCCUUGUAAUGCAACCGGGGACUUCAGAGCUCUCCAUAAACAGCUGUAAUGUUGUAAGUGAAAGAGUGAGCUGUGUGUAAAGGUGGCUCACACAGCCUUUUGCUACAGUAUAUCUGUAGCCAAAAUAUAUUGUAUAAAAAUGUAAGUGUUGGUCAAAGGACAAUGUAAAUAUUGCAUUCUGAACAAAACUUUUUUUUUUAAGAAAAAAAAAGUUGUCUUUCCAGUCCAGUACUUAAAAUCAUAUAUAUUAAUAUACUGCAGUGAAGUUUAAGGUUCUAUAUUUACUGUUAAUACUAGAUCAGAACUAUUAGUUACUUUGCAUAUGUCAUGGACAAAAUGUUUGAAUUCUUCUUCCAGUGCAUGAACAAAAAUGCUGAAUAUUUAUCUCAGGUGGCAUUUGCUGGAGUCCAGAAUGGCACGUUUAUAGUUAU